ACCACCACCCACCUGCCACCACCACCCCACCUGCAACCACCAACACCACCUCCACCUGCCACCGCAACCACCAUGAAAUCCCUUCAAAUCCGAAAACCCACCAUGAAAACCCCUCAAAUCCACCACCGUAACCACCAUGAAAACCCCUCAAUCAAAGUUAUCCUCUCAAUAUUGUUUGACUAGAAAAGCUAAUAAAUUGACAUAAGCUUUAGGCAACAACUUAAAUUUUGCAAAAAGAUUCAGCCAACAACUCAACUGUCAUGUCCAUUUUUGUGAAUUUUGAAACUUUGGAGGAAUUGUACAUUAGGAAAUCUAGGUAUGAGAGAAAUUUGCUUGAGGAAGUGGGUUUUCUUGGAGAGUUAAAGAUCUUGAUUAGAGUUGAAACGAGGUGUGGAUUUGGGGAAGAUGUUGGGGUUUGGAAAAGGGUGGUUAGUGGCGGAGAUGGCGGUGGUUAUGUUGGAGGAGGUUCACGGUGGAGGUUGGUUGUUGUUUCUUAUUGUGGAUUUGGUGGUCAACCAAGAAAUGGAGUUCAGAUCUAGAUUUGGGUUUGUUUGAAUCUAAUGAUGGUCAGUUGGUGGUGGUUGGCGAUGGGGGUAUGUGGUGGUGAUUGGCAGUGACACUUCUUUCUUCCUUUAAAAUUUGUUUCACACUCUACUUCUGUCACACACACACUGUGUGUUUUUUAAAGCAUCGAAAGGGUGGAUGAAAAGAUUAUGAACAAGAACUAGCGAUUUGCAAAUAAUUUGGUAUUGAGAACACAUAGCGCGUCUAAUCUUGAAAUCUGAAACAAUUUUCAAAUAAUUUGGUUUUUUGAUUUCAUCUUUAUUCCAUAGUUGUUAAUGCGGUCGCCUAGGCGCAAUUAAAGCGAUGGGCGGGAAAACUGCGCUUAGAGUUCCGAGGCAUUUAAUGCGCGUGGCUGUAAGUAAUUAUUAUUAUUUUUUUUAUUUUUUUUUUAAGAUUCAGCAGCCUCUAUCUAUAAGAAACCUUUCAGACUCCCAACAAAUAAUACGAAUUUACUGGAUCUCAACAAACAAACGCAUUCACUGAUCGAUUCUCAAUCAACAACUGCCAAUAAUCUUCAGUAACAUGUCUUCUCAAAAUGAGGCGGGACCGUCUGGAUACCAGAAAUCUGAUCCGGGUUGGAAGUACAACUACCUUGUUGACCCGAAAGAUAAAAAUUCUGUAACAUGCAAAUUUUGCAAGAAAGUUACAAACUGUGGGAUCUAUAGAGCUAAGACACAUCAGAUUGGAGGUAACCGUAAUGUAAGAGCUUGUAACUUGUGUCCAAAAGAAGUCCAGGAUGAGUUGAGGGCAUACAUGAAUAAGCAGAAGUUGAAGAAAACCAUUGAGGGCCUGUUUGAUGUAGGGGGUGAGGAAUUAGAAGAUGAGGAUGUACUUGAGAUACCUAGUCCUCAAAACAAGAGGAAAAAGAUCAACGUGAAGGGACCGAUGGAUUUAUAUGUGAAUAAAGGUAAAGGAAAGAAAGUUCAAACAAGCAUACAUGAUACUUGUGAUAAGGAGAUUAGAGGCAGAACAAUACAAGCUAUUGCUGCGUUUUUUUAGCAGGCCGGAAUCGCCUUCAAUGUUGCUAACAUGGACUGUUUCAAAGAGAUGAUUGUUGUUGUUGGAAGCUAUGGCUCGCAGCUUAAGCCUCCAAGCUACCAUGAGCUACGUGUUCCACUGCUAAGAAAUGAGGUACAAUCUGUGCAACAAUGGGUUGAAGGCCAUAAUUCUAAAUGGUCCAAGUUUGGGUGUUCGAUUAUUUCGUCUACUUAACGUGAUUUUCAGAGGGUGUAAUGUAACACCCCGUGUUUUCGAAUGUCAAAGUCAAAGUCAAAUUCCAAGUCA
Helianthus annuus (common sunflower) is the source of this 1848-nucleotide messenger RNA. RefSeq lists its product as uncharacterized. Lineage: Eukaryota; Viridiplantae; Streptophyta; Magnoliopsida; Asterales; Asteraceae. The coding region runs from base 1087 to 1563 and encodes 158 amino acids. The transcript is spliced from 3 exons. The record is from RefSeq and is a predicted model, not a curated record.